AAGUUACAAAGUAGCAUCCUGAAGGCACAUUUGAAGAGAGAAGUCUUGAGAUGGAUCCAAAUAAUUGUUCCCACCUGAACUUGGAAGUGGAUCCUUUCCUGUCCUGCAACAACACCUUCAAUCAAACUCUGAAUCCCCCCAAGAUGGACAACUGGUUUCACCCGGGAAUCAUCUAUGUCAUUCCUGCAGUUUAUGGGCUUAUCAUCGUGAUAGGCCUCAUUGGCAACAUCACCCUGAUCAAGAUCUUCUGUACGGUCAAGUCCAUGCGAAACGUGCCAAACCUGUUCAUCUCUAGCCUGGCAUUGGGAGACCUACUGCUGCUGGUUACAUGCGCCCCUGUGGAUGCCAGCAAGUACCUGGCUGACAGGUGGCUAUUUGGCAGGAUUGGCUGUAAACUGAUCCCCUUUAUACAACUUACUUCAGUGGGGGUGUCUGUCUUCACACUUACGGCACUGUCAGCUGACAGGUACAAAGCCAUCGUCAGGCCAAUGGAUAUCCAGGCAUCCCAUGCCCUGAUGAAGAUCUGUCUCAAAGCUGCCUUAAUCUGGAUCGUCUCUAUGCUGUUGGCCAUCCCAGAGGCUGUAUUUUCGGACCUUCACCCCUUUCAUGUGAAAGAUACCAACCAAACCUUCAUUAGUUGUGCCCCCUACCCACACUCCAAUGAGCUGCACCCUAAAAUCCACUCCAUGGCUUCCUUUCUGGUCUUUUACAUUAUCCCACUGUCGAUCAUCUCUGUCUACUACUACUUCAUUGCCCGAAAUCUGAUUCAGAGUGCCUACAAUCUUCCUGUGGAAGGAAAUAUACAUGUCAAGAAGCAGAUCGAAUCCCGGAAGCGGCUUGCCAAGACAGUACUGGUGUUUGUGGGCCUCUUCGCCUUCUGCUGGCUCCCCAAUCAUGUCAUCUACCUGUACCGUUCCUACCACUACUCUGAGGUGGACACCUCCAUGCUCCACUUUAUCACCAGCAUCUGUGCCCGCCUCCUGGCCUUCACCAACUCCUGUGUGAACCCCUUUGCCCUGUAUCUGCUGAGCAAGAGCUUCAGGAAGCAGUUCAACACUCAACUUCUCUGCUGCCAGCCCAGCCUGUUGAACAGGUCUCACAGCACAGGCAGAAGUACCACCUGCAUGACCUCCUUCAAGAGCACCAACCCCUCAGCUACCUUCAGCCUCAUCAACGGAAAUAUCUGCCAUGAGGGGUAUGUCUAGACAAACCUUCAGCCUCGACUCUUAAGGAACUCCUGGUACUAUUCUACAGAUAUCUAGGAUCCCUGAAAUUGAUUGUUGUCUCUAUACCUUCCAAAGACCCUUC
Molecule: messenger RNA, 1308 nt
Organism: Rattus norvegicus (Norway rat)
Lineage: Eukaryota; Metazoa; Chordata; Mammalia; Rodentia; Muridae
Gene: Grpr
Product: gastrin releasing peptide receptor
Biological process (GO): G protein-coupled receptor signaling pathway; social behavior; positive regulation of behavioral fear response
Cellular component (GO): membrane; plasma membrane
Molecular function (GO): bombesin receptor activity; G protein-coupled peptide receptor activity; G protein-coupled receptor activity
Source: RefSeq, marked validated